This is a messenger RNA of Dicentrarchus labrax (European seabass), 1744 nucleotides long. RefSeq names its product cell division cycle associated 8 (gene cdca8). The transcript is spliced from 11 exons. NCBI's taxonomy places the organism in Eukaryota, Metazoa, Chordata, Actinopteri, Moronidae. The record is from RefSeq and is a predicted model, not a curated record. Bases 263 to 1102 code for a protein of 279 amino acids. Gene Ontology annotation, cellular component: spindle midzone; chromosome passenger complex; chromosome, centromeric region. Gene Ontology annotation, biological process: mitotic sister chromatid segregation.
AGAAGACCUGAGGGAUAGAGGGAUGGAUGGAUGAACAGAUAGCACAGCUGCCCUGUGUCAAACUCUAGUUAUAAACCCUUUAUUAUUUUAGCUGAUAUUGAGCAUAUUCCUAAAUAAAUGUCUAAUCAACUUAUCCCACUAAACACAUAGGAGUAAUGUUUUUCUGGAGAAUGCUGUUAUAAUACUAAUUCUAAUAACAGAAGUCACAUUGCGACUGUGAUAUUGUACAUCUCAUACAAAGAUUGUGAACCCUCAGAGAGACAUGGCCCCCAGGAAAAGGACCACCAAACAACGGAAAAACAACCCCAAGACGGCCAAGCUCGAAGCUUUCCUGGAGGACUUCGACAGCGAGGUGAAGACCAGAGUUGGACAGCUGAAAGAGAAGAUCAACCAGCUGCUGAAAGAUGUUGACAACAGCUACAACAUGGCUCUUAUCAAGCUCCCCAAGGCUGUCAGGCAAACAACCUGGCUGGAACAUUGCAAGUCUGAGAAACCAAAGUCCCCAGAAGUGGAUAAUACAAAGAGAGAAGAGGAAGCUGCUAUUGUUGAUAGCGUUGUGGCUGAGGACCACACAGUCCUUCUGAAAUCAGUCAAGAAAACGUCAAAGAAAAAAGGUGGAGCCAAAUCCAGUUCAGAGGAUGAAAACACCCCGAGCACGACGAGGAAGGGAAAAGCAACAAGAAAACCUCCGACUACAUCAAAAAGGGCAAAGGCGCUGUCAGUCAGCAAGCAGAACACCUCCAUCAGACGAUCGACCAGGAAGCCAUUGGUCACUCCUGCCAGGAGUAUGCUGGAUUCUUCUUUGAUGAUGGGCUCUACCCCCCUUGUCACCCCACGCUUCGACCCAAGGCUUCCUAAGACCCCCGCUGUGAGAGUUCCCCGCCACAAAGAGAGGGUCUACAGCAUUUCAGUCAACGGCUCUCCCAUUGCAGCAGGAAAUGAGGACAUUGUCAUCAACGUCCCCAUCGGCAACGGAGAGAGCGUUCAGCUAUUGGCCAGUCAGAUGGACUCAGUGGACCUGUCACUCCUGGAUGAAACUGCUCUGAAGAGCAUUCGGCUGCUGAAGAGUCGUCUCACAACCCUGUGUGGGAUAUCAGAAUGACCUGACUGCGAUGAUGUUUUUUUUUGUACUGAUAGGUGAGAUUUUAAAAGAUACACAGGUUCUUCAGAAAACCAUGUUUUGUCAGUAUUUUGUUUUACUGGAUGUUUUCUUUUGACCUAAUUCAUUCACUGGAAUUCAUUCAGUUAAUGAAAGUGAAUGAAAGUUAUUUUACUAUUUCUGUUUUCCUCAUAUACUUUUGUAAGAUAGUCUAGUUAACUGCCUUACUUACUUCAUCUUUCAUUUUUAUGUGGGUAUUUUCUGCUGCUUUCAUAGCAUUAGGCUUAAUCCCUGGGGGAAUUCUGCCUAAUGUCUGUCUCAUUUUAGUGCUAUUCCAAUCUUUUAUUCCUGUUGGCCAGACGGACUUGUAGAGUCUGGAUUUUAGUUGUCCUAUAAAUCUUGUAAGGCUUCUAAGAUCAUUUAAAAUGAACACGUCUGUACUCUGCAAAUAUGUUUUACUGUUCAUUCUUUGUUCUGUAAGUACACUCUAAUCCAACUUUUUUUUGGUUUCAUUUUGUCAUUGUUGAAUCGGAGUCCCUCCAUCUUUCUAUAAAUCAUCUUACAGUUACAUUAUUAGUGCAAAUACAAACGUCGUGUACAUAGAUCACUCUUUGUCUACAGAACUGAUAAAGGAUUUUGACCACA